AUGGCUACCUCCUCAUAUCCUCUCCUCCUCAAGCAGCCCGUCAAGCUUGCUUGUGUGCAGCUUGCCACAGGUGCCGACAAGACGGCCAACCUAGCCCAUGCCGCUGAGAAGGUACGAGAAGCGGCCUCCGCAGGCGCCAAAAUCGUGGUGCUGCCCGAGUGCUUUAACUCCCCUUAUGGUUGUGACUACUUCCCCUCGUACGCCGAACAGCUGCUCCCGUCGCCGCCAAGCCCAGAACAAUCUCCCUCAUUCCAUGCACUCUCCGCCAUGGCUCGCGAUAAUGGCGUGUAUCUCAUCGGCGGCUCGAUUCCAGAAAUCGAGGUCUCUGCCGACAACAAGAAGACCUACUACAACACCUCUCUGACUUUCUCACCGGCGGGCGAACUGCUUGCGACACACCGCAAGGUGCACCUCUUCGAUAUUUCGAUCCCUGGUGGGAUCACGUUCCGCGAAUCGGACGUGCUGUCGCCAGGGAACAAGCUGACGGUUGUUGACCUGCCAGAGUAUGGGCGCGUGGCUAUCGCCAUCUGCUAUGACGUACGAUUCCCCGAGCUGGCCACUAUCGCUGCGCGCAAGGGCUGCUUCGCGCUCAUUUACCCUGGGGCUUUCAACUUGACUACGGGACCCCUGCAUUGGCGUCUGCUUGGUCAGGCGAGGGCAGUCGAUAACCAGGUCUAUGUUGCUCUGUGCAGCCCCGCUAGAGACAUGAGUGCUAGCUAUAAUGCCUGGGGGCAUAGCCUGGUGGUAGAUCCCAUGGCGAAGGUGUUGGUCGAAGCUGGCGAGGGUGAGGAAAUUGUGAGCGCCGAGCUUAAUGGGGAGGAAAUCGAGAAAGCCAGGAGAGGCAUCCCGCUGAGAGAACAGAGAAGGUUUGAUGUGUAUCCAGAUAUAAGCCAAGGGUAUGAGCUGAAGAGCCCGUAA
Molecule: messenger RNA, 918 nt
Organism: Thermochaetoides thermophila DSM 1495
Lineage: Eukaryota; Fungi; Ascomycota; Sordariomycetes; Sordariales; Chaetomiaceae
Product: hydrolase-like protein
Exons: 1
Coding region: 1-918 (305 amino acids)
Biological process (GO): L-glutamine metabolic process; oxaloacetate metabolic process
Cellular component (GO): mitochondrion
Molecular function (GO): omega-amidase activity
Source: RefSeq, a predicted model, not a curated record